CAAAGUUUAGACUUCUUUAUCAAUGACACGAGCUUCUGUGGGGCAUGUAGGAUUUUAAAAAUAGAUCCAACAAGAAUAACAUAUUGUGGGCUGUGUUUUAUCUGUGGACUGGGAUAGCUUAGCCAAGUAGAUUUGAGUCUAGCGCGUAGGCACCGCGGGCGAGGCAUUGGAAUUCGAAAGCCGAGCGCCGACCACCCAUAGGCAUGGGAACAUGGCCCCGUCCCCUUCCCCACGCUGUUUGCUCUCCGGGCGCCUCGUUCGUCCUUUAGAUACUUAAUACAUGUACUUACAUGCUAAAUUUAUUAAUUUUAUUUUGUUGCUGUAUUUCUGCAUUGUAGGGAUUUCAUUUAAAUCAUGAAGAAAUGCCUUGAUGUGCCCAUUAUUAUGCAAAUAUGGGUAACACCGAUUUUUAUAAUAAAAUGUGAUUGUAAAGAACAACUGUAUUUGACCAGAAAACAUAUUGCAACUAAUAAGGUUAUAGUCCUACCGGAUAACCAGCCUAAAUAACAUAAUUAAUAAGUACGAAAUCAUGUACAUAUUUAAUACUCUGGCCGCAUUCCAAGCAACAACUUUGGUCUAUUUUUUAUUUGGUAUAUUAGACCCGCCCGGCAGUAAACUACUGCCACAUUCCAUAAGCCCUUUCUUACGUUGUGUGGUCGCAGUUUCCGCCGGAGACGGCAACGUCGCGUUUAAAAUAUGAAUGAAACCCGGUCCGCUGUGAACGGCCUGGCAACGUCGCUCGAGACUGUUGCCUGAUUGAGAAUUACAUCUUUCCCGCGUUGUCCCUCUGUGCUUCUCGCUCAUUUAUCGCAUAACACACAUAUAUGUAACAGCUUAGAUAGCUGAAUCUUAUUCAUAUGACGCAAAUAGUAGAUACUGACAUAGUUAAGGAUUUCUUGAGUGUUAAUUAUAAUCCGGGUCUUUAUUUUGUAUUAUUAUUACAAUAUUAUAACAAUAAGGUUAAGUCGCACAGCUGUACGCACCCCAUAACUGCGAGUCUGAACCCUCCAAAUUACGCAGACAUGCGCACUGGGGUUACAGUACUAUAUCGUCACAAGCUAGUACAAGAGUGGCCAACGAUGGUUGAUGUUAGUUUAACGCAAUUAUCUAUUUCGGAAAUAAAUAUCUUAUCACAUUUUGGUUACAGUGAGAGAUGUGUGUGCAGAGUGUUACGUGAAAUAUUUCCAAUUCAUAUUCUAUAAAAUGCCACUUUUAGUUAAUCAAAACACAAGUAAUGUGGCAUCAGCUGGCGCCGUACCGAAUAUUCUAGUGUCGUCGUCGCUUUUCAAGACCACUCCUCGGGAUCCUAAAAUUCGUCGAAAAACAAGCCCUUUGAAGUUACCACCUUGUGACACACAUAUAGGCUCGCCUCCACCAUCAUCCUCUCCGACCUCCUCGUCAACUGAUAAAACCGAUAAUCAUGAUACUUUUGGUUUCCUUCCUGACAUGCGUGAUAUGCGCCGCGAAGAAGAACGACUGAAAACUUUCGAUAAGUGGCCUAGCACGUACGUGACACCUGAAGAGUUAGCUCGUAAUGGUUUCUACUACCUUGGGCGCGGUGAUGAAGUUCGCUGUGCAUUCUGUAAAGUAGAAAUUAUGCGAUGGGCGGAAGGAGACGACCCUGCGAAAGAUCACAAACGAUGGGCACCCCAAUGUCCGUUUUUACGUAAUCUUUCGAACGGUACUAAUGGCAGCGGAGAAGGUAGUUCGGAAGGUCGCGACGAGUGUGGUGCGCGAGCAGCGACGCGGGAGCCUGUGCGUAUGCCCGGACCUGUGCAUCCUCGCUACGCAACAGAGUUAUCGCGUCUCGCCAGUUUCAAGGAUUGGCCGCGUUGCAUGCGCCAAAAACCAGAGGAACUCGCGGAAGCAGGUUUUUUUUACACCGGCCAAGGGGAUAAAACGAAAUGUUUCUAUUGCGAUGGAGGUCUCAAAGAUUGGGAAAACGACGAUGUUCCAUGGGAACAGCAUGCCCGUUGGUUCGAUCGUUGUGCGUAUGUGCAACUUGUUAAAGGCCGUGAUUAUGUCCAGAGGGUAUUAUCGGAAGCGUGUGUUAUACGUGCCACCGACGAAAAGCCUGCGCCUGCACCUCUACCGUCCCAACCAAAUGUCUCAGUUGCAUCAGAAGAAAAACCUGUCGAAGAGGCUAAGAUAUGCAAAAUAUGUUAUUCCGAAGAACGAAACAUAUGCUUUGUGCCGUGCGGUCAUGUGGUCGCUUGUGCAAAGUGUGCCUUAUCUACUGAUAAAUGCCCAAUGUGCCGGAGGGCUUUCACAACUGCACUGCGACUCUAUUUUUCGUGAAAGGAACCCUUAUAUGGAUUAGUAUACUAGUCAAUUCGCCUGGCGGCCCCGAGGUGUGCUGAAACCACGCUUCCUAGUAAACCGUUUAUCCUGUGAUUUUUAUUUUAAAUUACUACAUCGAUAGCGGUGGGUCGAUUCAAAAUUUCGUGUGACCCGCGAGUUUGACGAAAUGCAGUUUGUAUGUAGACCGAAGCUGUACUAAAAUUAUUUAUCGUUUAAAAAUUGAAGACAUACUAGUAAUUUAAAAUUCUGUAAUUAAAAAAAAUAGUACUUUUAUUUAAUUUUACCUUGUCCAUAAAUCAUCAUUAAUUUAAGAGACUGUUUAUUAUUUAAUGUAAAAUAUGUGUUACUAAAAGUUUUCUCCCACCAACGAAGACGGAAAGUGGACAUAUUAUUGUAAAUACUUCUGGUGGUAGUCCACAGUAGAAUAGAAAUGUGAACAAGUUUUAAAUCCACUGUUUUAUAUUUCCGAAGUUCAGUUCAAAAUGUCAAAUACACAUAAAAUGCUUUGCUGUGAUAGUAUAUAUUUGGGCAUAAACAUUUUAAUGAUUACAUUGUCUUUAACUAAUGAUAUGUAUUGAAACUGAAAGGUAUUUUGUCUUUGUUUGCUCUUAGGCACACAAGCUGCCACUUGAUUAUGACAAUAAAUUGAUUCAUGCAUCUCAAUUCAUGAAUCAAUGUAAACUUGGUGUAAUUGUUGUAAUGCCCAAAUGUAAACUUUCAGUUAUUUUAACUUUCAUUGUGAAGCUACCAUUUCUAAUAUUUUUUGCCGUAAUGGAAUGGUAGUCAGAUUAUUUGCUACAGGACAGUCAGUUGACAUAAUAUAUUCAAUGUAGUUAGCUAUAAAAAGUUAACUUGAGUAAAUAUCUUGUCAAAACAUACCUAUUAGCAAAAACACUGAAUAAUUGUAUAAUUUUAGCCUUAUAAUAUAGCUGUACAAAAAUGUAAAUAAUACAUAAGAGAAUUUAUUUAAUUCAGAAUUAAUUUCCCCAAGAUAUUGAUUAUUUCAGUCUGUUGAAUGUUACAAUUAAAAAAUGUUAAAUUAUAAAAA
This is a messenger RNA of Manduca sexta (tobacco hornworm), 3349 nucleotides long. RefSeq names its product death-associated inhibitor of apoptosis 1 (gene Iap). The transcript has 2 exons. The record is from RefSeq and is a predicted model, not a curated record. Bases 1204 to 2298 code for a protein of 364 amino acids. Gene Ontology annotation, molecular function: ubiquitin protein ligase activity; cysteine-type endopeptidase inhibitor activity involved in apoptotic process. Gene Ontology annotation, biological process: negative regulation of apoptotic process; regulation of cell cycle; positive regulation of protein ubiquitination. NCBI's taxonomy places the organism in Eukaryota, Metazoa, Arthropoda, Insecta, Lepidoptera, Sphingidae. Gene Ontology annotation, cellular component: nucleus; cytoplasm.